Messenger RNA from Botrytis porri, 1257 nucleotides. RefSeq lists its product as uncharacterized. The transcript has 3 exons. NCBI's taxonomy places the organism in Eukaryota, Fungi, Ascomycota, Leotiomycetes, Helotiales, Sclerotiniaceae. The coding region runs from base 1 to 1257 and encodes 418 amino acids. The record is from RefSeq and is a predicted model, not a curated record.
AUGAAUAUUGACGUAAAGCUUGGCAGAAUUUCAGUCCUAGGCUGCAGCCAUAAUCUUACUCUACAGAAUUCCUUCUCUCGGUCUAUCUGCUUUUAUGCACGACAAUGUGUUGCACCAGGUUGUGAAAUUAGAUGCGAAUGUGGUACAUCAAUCUAUCUCAACCGCAAGCCGCAUCAGACCAACGAAGGACCACUGCCACAACGCAUGAGCGAAGUCCUAUACGAUCUUGACGAUGAUGGGGAAAGUGAUUGUUGGCACCAUUUUGUGACUCUCUUUUCAAGCUUCAAAUUCAAGAAUGCUUCAGAGUUUGUAACCACUUUCCACUUUAACAUUGCUUCGCAGGAGUCUCCAGCAGCAUGGAGUAGUCGUGGAAUCUCUUUACUUGCAGCAUCUGGUACGGUUCAAUGCUUCUCAUUUUACUUCUAUCUCCCCAAUCAACAACUCGGACAGUUGUAUCUCGCUGGGCUGUGGAUACGUACUCUUCCGAGUGACCUUUGCUGGUGGGUCAAGGUAAUUGAAGGCCAUUGUGUUCCUUCAAGAGCGAAACGGCGCUGCGCUCCUACUUGGUCGUGGGCUUCUGUCGAUUGUAAAGGAAAAAAGCCUUGUAGCCCGGUUGUUUAUCAUUCGAAUUUUCAAGAGAAGUUUGAACAAUCCGAAAAAUUCCGAAUUCGCCACGCUGAGACUCAGGUGAUGCCACCACACGUGGGAGGAUUCGUAUAUGGGCCAGUUUGUGAUGGAUUAAUACGAAUUAGAUGCAUCCUCAUUGCGGCUCAGAUAUUUACGCACCCAUACUUUGAAGUUGACGCAGAGCAUACUAUUCAGUUUUUAGAAGCAGAUGCAUUAGACGAAGAUUACGAUCCUUAUUUCUGGCCAAAUGUCUAUCUGGACGUUCGGGGUUCCUUCGAACCGAUAAUGAGUAAGCCCUCUCUGGCUGCUAAUAUUCUUGAUCUGCCCAUUGCCGGCGAUCUUGAAGAUAAGGAUUCUACUAUGAGCGUAGACGUGAUCGAAUACAAUGCCCCAGAAGAUUAUUUGUGCUCAGAUACAAAAGUAUGGAUUUGUAUGGUGGGAAAUAUUGUUGACGGCGGAAUAUGCGCACUCAUAUUGAAAGAGUGUGAAAAGGCAAAUUUUCGACGGUUCGAAAGAGUAGGAUAUUUGCACAACCGGGUUGGAGCCGUCGGCUCUGAGAACUACGGCUGGCAAAACAAUUUUAUGCGAAGGGCUGAGAGGGCGGGGCAGAUAGUCAUUGAGAUGUUGUAA